Oryzias melastigma (Indian medaka) is the source of this 1047-nucleotide messenger RNA. It is a transcript of the gene pde6ga, whose product is annotated as phosphodiesterase 6G, cGMP-specific, rod, gamma, paralog a. Gene Ontology annotation, molecular function: cGMP binding; 3',5'-cyclic-nucleotide phosphodiesterase activity. The transcript is spliced from 6 exons. NCBI's taxonomy places the organism in Eukaryota, Metazoa, Chordata, Actinopteri, Beloniformes, Adrianichthyidae. Gene Ontology annotation, cellular component: photoreceptor outer segment membrane. Bases 522 to 794 code for a protein of 90 amino acids. The record is from RefSeq and is a predicted model, not a curated record. Gene Ontology annotation, biological process: positive regulation of epidermal growth factor receptor signaling pathway; positive regulation of G protein-coupled receptor signaling pathway; visual perception.
AUUAUCUCCCGAAGCCUGAAGGGAAUGUGCUUGAGGUGAUCCUCUUCUCCAGGUUUCUUUGAUUUGUCGUCUCUUUUAGGCUUCGUUUUACUUUGACAGGAAAGACAAAGGUGUAUAAAAAGCACAGCAGAGACUGCAGUCACAUGAAUGGACCAAGUGUGUAAAUGUGUGAGAGAGGAUGGAAUGGAUUAUAAGAUCUAAACUAACUCAAGCCGGGAGACUGCUGACCAAAGGAGAAUACCCACAGAUCACAUUCACAUGUUUCAUGCCCUUGUGUUCUGCUCAGUACAAGGCUGCUGUCACUUCAGAUCCAUGUCAGCCACUUCUUUAUCAAUGUCCUGUUCUUGAACAGGCAAUGACGUGUUUCUGUUAUUGGUGACAGCAGAUUAUUGAGUGAUUGAGUCAUAAUCUUCUCAGUCUAUAUCAUAUAAAUACGCUUCACUGGACUCUAAAAGUAAUCACUUGAUAUCACUCAAGAUCACUCAAAGGAAUAUACAGAGCUCUAUAGACCAACAUACAAAAUGAAUCUGGAAGUCGCCAAACCUGAAGCAAAGAGUGGCGGCAAAGCUCCACUCAGAGCCACCGGCCCCGGGUCCCCUCACAAGGGCCCCCCCAAAUUCAAGCAGAGGAACACCCGGCAGUUCAAGAGCAAGCCUCCCAAGAGGGGAGUCAUCGGCUUUGGAGAGGAGAUCCCAGGAAUGGAAGGGCUUGGCACUGACUUCAAUGUGAUCUGUCCAUGGGAAGCAUACAGCCAUCUAGAGCUGCACGAGCUAGCUCAGUACGGCAUCAUAUGACAGUAAUCCCUGUGAAAGUGUUUUUGUAUGUCCAGAUGUGGUUAGAGAAGUCGUUUUCUACAGUUAACUCUGUUUUCACAAGAUGCCAUUUUAUGCCCAUUAUUAACACUGACGCUGCGCGUGUAUCUUUGCCUGAGACGGCAGUGGGAGCUCGGCCUUCAAGCCCGAGUUCUGGCCUGCAGGAGAUUCUGCACAACUGUCAGCACUGUGUUUUUAUAUGUAGUAAAGCCAGAAUAAAGAAUUUUUAAAGGAA